Molecule: messenger RNA, 1195 nt
Organism: Acyrthosiphon pisum (pea aphid)
Lineage: Eukaryota; Metazoa; Arthropoda; Insecta; Hemiptera; Aphididae
Exons: 1
Coding region: 1-363 (120 amino acids)
Source: RefSeq, a predicted model, not a curated record
AUGAGCGAACAAACACCACUGUCGGUGGAGUACCCACCAACACUGCAAGCAGUCGAUUUCUUUGAAAAAAUUAAAGAUGAAUUAUUAAAUGGCCCUCACCACCAAUACAUACGACGGAAUAGAAUUUGUGUAGGAUGCUUUAAACGACAUGUCCGAGAAGCAAACAGAAAAAUGAGUAUGCCAUUGAACCCAUAUUUAUUAAGCAGGGCAAUGAUACCAGUUACGGCGUUCAUUCACGCGGUAAUAAGUCAUCCGAACGCGGAGAGAUCAGUGUGUAUAGAGGUUAGGUUAGAAGUAGGGGAAAUACUAGAGGAUGUUAUUGCUCGACGGAUUAUUUCUGUUGAUCACUUAUUCGAAGAAUAAAAAAAAUAUAUAAAAGCGUAAACAGGAAUAAAAAUAUAUAUAUAAAGAAUUUAAAUAAUUAUAAUGUUUAUGAAUAAUGUAUUUUUAUUCUAGUUCACAGAUCCGUUUCUUCAUAGUGGAUUUCGAGUUCACUAUGAUGAACAAAACCGAAAUAUUAUUGGUAUCCGGCGCCAUUUCAAACAAUUUAAACAAAUAUAAACCAGAGAAACUGGAAGGAAGUCCUCUUGUAUUGACACAAGACAAUAAGUUAAGGAGGUUCCGGCGCCGUGAUCUAAACAAGGUUGUGCAAAGUAUCAAAAGGGUAUUCAGGGAUAAGCCAAGCUUGACCGCACCAUUGUUGGACCAAUUGUAUGGGAGUAUUAACCAUCAGAGGGUGUCAACCUUGACAACUGUUUACCUGCAAAGAUACUUGCACAUAGACAAUAGAGAACCGAUAAUAAUAUUUUGGAACGGAUCUAACAAUAAUAAAAAGAUUAAGGUUACAGGGAAUACUAGCGUAUUUAAAUAUAACCGCAUACAGUGAUAGGAAUAAUAAUGAAUUCAAUUUAAAAUUAACUAACAUAGAAACUAAGGAGGUUUUAUACUCAGGCUACAUAGGAAAAAUUAAUAAAAAUGGGAGAGUGUUAAAUUUAUUAGAGGCACAUGGAUUAGUGUGUGACAUAGAUCACCAUAUUACACACUGUCACCGUCACGAUCCAGUAGCCGAUGUAAUAUUAACAAAAUGUAUAUUUAACUAUGUUGUCCUGAAGAUAAGACCGAUCCAUUUAUAUAAAUUAAGUAGAAACUACAGAAAAAGAUAAAAAAAAAAAAAUAAUAAUAAUAAGUUAAUUCA